This is a messenger RNA of Oryzias melastigma (Indian medaka), 2709 nucleotides long. RefSeq names its product RAB38c, member of RAS oncogene family (gene rab38c). Gene Ontology annotation, biological process: phagosome-lysosome fusion; endosome to lysosome transport. Gene Ontology annotation, molecular function: GTPase activity; GTP binding. The record is from RefSeq and is a predicted model, not a curated record. The transcript is spliced from 4 exons. The coding region runs from base 921 to 1547 and encodes 208 amino acids. Gene Ontology annotation, cellular component: late endosome; lysosome; Golgi apparatus. NCBI's taxonomy places the organism in Eukaryota, Metazoa, Chordata, Actinopteri, Beloniformes, Adrianichthyidae.
UUUAUUUAUUUGUUAUUUACGUGCGGACAUAAAUCCUGCCUAAAACAUGGUUAGGCCUUCAAUAUUAUUUUUUUCCUAUUAUUUAAAGUCAGUUCUGGACAAGGGGGGACUUUCCGUUAGGCAAAGGUGCAAAAUACUUAAAAACAAUAUCUAAAAUAAUUAUUAGAUAUUGUUAGAUAUUAUUAGAUAAUUAUUAGGCACCUUAACUCUCUCAUAAAGAACAAAAAUCACUAAAAUGGCAUAAGACUCCUCACGUGAAAGAAUUCAUCCUCCCCCAUCCCUCUGUAGCAAUGGAAUAUUCCAUCAGCCGGAAGUUAGCAAGCAGACAAAAACUAUUAGAAGAGAUUCAAAUGAAUAAACAAAAAUGAGUAAGAUUAAGGCACGCGGCUGUGAAAAAAAUUCACAUAAAAUUUUAACAUUAAAUAAUAUGAAAUGAAUGAAUAAGUUAAACAAAAACAAAAUUUGUGUGCAAAAAGGAAAAAGAAGAAGCUAAUAUAACUCAAUGAGAAGAUAAAGAAAGCCAAGAAUGAGAAAAAAAAUUGAGAAUAUUCCUUUUUUAUUAUUAUUUUUUUAAUGACAGCACUCCAUUAUUCAAGUAAUUAUUCAACCGCUUCAAAAGACUCCAUCUUAUUAUUUACAUGGGGCCCCCAAACUGCUAAGUCCGCCCCUGGUUCUGGAAACCAAAAUUGUUUUCAUAUUUUCGAGGAGUACUUGAACGCAUCCACAGAUUUCACGGUGCUGCUGAGAUUGCAACCAAGUCUGUAAAGCAGGUCACUUUUUCCCUCAUGACACAGGGCUGUAUAACUCUACUGUGACACUGCAAUUUACUACCAAAGAAAAUGAUUUUUAAACUGUGACUUUUUUCUUUUUUUAAUUUUGCACAAAUUUCUUUUGAAUUGUGUUUCCUUCAAGUUGUGGAGAUGCAGCAGCAGCAGGAGCUUCUGUUCAAAGUUCUGGUCAUCGGGGACUUAGGAGUUGGAAAAACGUCCAUCAUCAAGCGGUACGUCCAUCAGAUCUUCUCCCAGCACUACAGAGCCACCAUCGGGGUUGACUUUGUCCUGAAGGUGCUGCAGUGGGACAACGACAGGGUGGUCCGCCUGCAGCUGUGGGACAUAGCAGGACAGGAGCGGUAUGGGAACAUGACUCGUGUGUACUACCGGGAGGCUGUCGGAGCCCUGGUGGUGUUCGACGUGACCAGGGCCUCCACGUUCGAUGCCGUGCUGAAGUGGAAGGACGACCUGGAUUCUAAGGUGACUCUGAGCCACGGGAGACCCGUUCCAGCCGUACUCUUAGCCAACAAGUCCGACCAGAUGGCUUCCCAGGUGCCCAAGCUGGACUCCUUCUGCAGGGAGAACGGCUUUGUGGGCUGGUUUGAGACCUCUGCAAAGGACAACACAAACAUCGAGGAAGCAGCUCGCUGCCUGGUGGAGCACAUCCUGACCAACGAAGAGAGUCCAGCCGCGGAGCGAGAAGCCGGCUCCCUCAUCCUCUCUGGAUACACGAGCGCCACAAAGAAACAUUUCAGCUGCUCCUCCUGUGUGAAAUGACGACUCCUGUUAUAAGGAGAAGCUCUAAUAAACACACAGAUAACAGAAUAUAAUUAAAAAAAACUUUAGCUAUUAUAUGAAUUUGCCAAACAUACACACAUUAAAUGUAUUAAAUAGAUGAUUUCUACUUUAACUGGAUAAAUGUAAAAAAGAAACACAUGAAAAUAUUUUAAAUUGUGAUAGAAAACAUUUUAAAAAUAAGAUUAACUAAUGAGAUACAAGAACAAAACUAAAUCAAAUUCUAAUUUCCAAGAUUCUAUGAAGGCUGACAAUAAUAGAUGAUGAAAGUGAAGGUGAUAAAAAUAACAAAGCAAUACAUUUAAUGUAAUUUUGUUGAAAAAAUCCAGAAUAAAGCUUUUAAUCUUAAAAUUCUUUCCAAUAAUGCAUUUAAGAAGGAAUUACAUGCAUCACCAAAUUAAAUCUAUGUUUGUGUUCAGGACAAGGUUUGUAAGAUCUUUCUUAAAAUAUGACCACAAAUUAUAUAAAAAAAUAACAGUUUGUAACUCCAAACCAAAGCAACAGCAGGCGGAUCUGGGUCAACCUCCUACUUUUCAAAAUAAGAGGAAUCAGUUAUUAUCAGUAAACGGAGGGUGAAGUUUAUUUCUUAAAUUUGUUCCUAAUUGUUACUCACUUAAAAUAAAAUAUAGAUUUCUGUCAAUAAUAAGUGAGAACUCUUUACGUUUCUUUCAUUUUUAUCCAUCUCCAAGUACUACCAAAGCUUUUAUUUUCUAAAUAAAUUCCUUUUUGCAAAAUUUACCACCAUCAACAUUUUGAUAAGUUAUGGUGGGUCUGCAGGUUUCUUAACUAUAAUGACAAACAUGUGUGUGUGAGGAGUAAAAAAUUGUGCUCAAUGAAUUCAAAAAUGAAUUAUUAUUUCAUCUAAUUUUAGGAAAACUAUUAACACCCUGCAUUUUAGCCAUUACUUUGUAUUAUUUCCAUUUCUUCUACAAAUAAGCCACUGUCUUAUUAUGUAUAAGGGUGAUAAUAGUUGCCAUAGUUAUAAUAAUUUACCUCUGUUAUGUUACUUUCACCAAAAAAUAAUCAUCAGAGGCAGAUGUGCUCUAAACAAAUCUGCAAGUGUAUCAAAAAUUCCCAAAGUAGUAGUAACUUGUGGCUCUUUUUAAAUUACAAAGUGCCUUUUUUCCUGAAUGUGUUUUUUUCU